AUGCCUAGUGGUGAGUUUGGGAGAUUAGGCCACGGGAACUCAAGGGACUUGUUUACUCCGCUGCCAAUCAAAGAAUUUCAUGGCAUUCUUAUAAAGCAGAUUGCUUGCGGUGAUAGUCAUUGUUUGAUUGUGACCAUGGAAGGAGAGCGAAGCUCUGCAUUUUCAUCAGCAAAAACCAUCCGCAAAUCCUCAGGUUCCAAAUUUCACUCCAAUUCGAGAGAUAUGGAUCGAAUCAGCGAGUUAUCAGAUGAGUUGCUGAUUGAGAUCCUAUCGCGUCUUCCAACAAAAGAUGCUAUCUCCACUUGCAAGCUGUCGAAACGAUGGAAGUGUCUCUGGAUGUAUUUGCCGAAACUUGAUUACGGAGGAUGGAACUGUGAUUCGUUGUAUGUGACAUUUUGCCGAGUAGCCUGUAUGCUUGCAGAUCUCUUGUGGUCUUGA
This is a messenger RNA of Microthlaspi erraticum, 438 nucleotides long. The record is from the annotation of a GenBank genome assembly. Lineage: Eukaryota; Viridiplantae; Streptophyta; Magnoliopsida; Brassicales; Brassicaceae.